UGUUGUUUUGUUAUUUGAAGAGGAAAUGGAAAUGUUCAAAAAAUUUUCACAAUUUUUUCAGUAACGUUUGCUCAUUUUUUUAAUUAGAGUUUAAAAUUUGUUGUUCUAGCCUACAGAAAUUUUAUUGUCAAAAUGUUCGGCCGCAAAAAAGAAGUGAAAGCGAAGCAGUCCAAGUCAAGGGGCUCCAGCCUUGCUCAGUAUGGCUUAUUCGAUAUUCCUGACAUCGAUAAUCUCAACUCAGACGGAGGAUGUGUUGGAGAUGAUGACGAUGAUGACGAAGCACUAGAGGCAGAACUUCUCGCACUAACUGGAGGAAGCAAACCAAAGCCUCCUGCUCGGCCACACAGAGCUGCACCUCUACCUCCUGAACAGCUAGACAAAUUGGUAGCUGAAAGUCUUAGAGAUGAAGAUUCAGGUGAUGAUGAAUCUGUCGAUGAAAAUGAUCCUGAACUUCUUGCUGAGCUUGGUGAGCUGCAAGGAGGCAGUCCAGAACUUGAACCUGAACCAGAAGAUAAAUCAGCGAUUGAAGGAGCCUUUAACCCCUUAGAAAAUAUCCUCUCAGAACGUUUAAAACUUUAUGUGCAAGCAGAAAGCAAUGCCAAAUCUGCUGGUGAUACUUCGAAAGCUAGAAGGUUCAAUCGAGGGAUCAAGACUUUGAACGAACUGUUGAGCACGAUAAAAAGAGGCGGAACGAUUGAUGAAGCUGACAUUCCUCCUCCUGUUAGUGUUAAUGUCCAAAAACCAGCGCCUCCUCCUGCUCCUGUGCAGACUCAACCCUCAGACCCGGAACCCUCUCCACCUGUAUACUCACCAAGUACACCACCACCAAUUCCUGAUCGACCAUCCAUUCAUCCAAUGGAAGAACCUGUACCGGAGGGGCCUGCUCCAAUGGAACCAACAAAAACCGGUGAAGAAUCAAAACCAUCCUGUGACCCGGAAGUACUAACAGCCCUGGUUGAAAGGCAAAAUGCGUACAAAAAAGCAGCUGUUAUGAUGAAACGCAGUGGGGAUAAUACAACCGCCUUAAAUUAUAUAAAAAUUGUUAAGCAAUUUGACUUAGUAAUCCAAGGUGCGAAAGAUGGUCAGCCAAUAGAUCUCAGUGAGAUGCCUGAUCCUCCGAACAUAGCCUCCUCCGCUUCAACUGGAAAUUCCGAGCCCUCUGUUCAGCUUAACGAGACCCAAAAAUCCAGCGAUGUAGAUGCUAAAAGCUCAGAUGCCCCGCAGAUCACUAUCACCGAGGAAACACCCGCUCCAGUGUCUGAAUCAGCCCCAUCAACACCUCUGGAAGCGCUCGAGCAACGACUUGCAGUUUACGUUAAGUCAGAAGAACAGGCCAAAGAAGAGAACAAUUCAAGCAAAGCCAGGAGAAUGGGUAGAAUUGUAAAACAGUACAAAGAUGCCAUCAAAGCUCAUAAAGCUGGCAGAUCCAUUCCAUACGAUGAACUUCCUACUCCGCCAGGCUUUCCUCCAAUCCCUGGAGCACCUCCUCCUGCUGACACUCAGGGUGACAGCAGCAAAAUCCCUGCUCCAAGAGAGCCCUCACGCAGCCCAUCGCCCAGUCCAAGGCCAUCCCCACAGCCAUCACCAGUGCCUCCCAAACGUUCCUCGGAAGAUGCUGGUCCAAGUGAGCCCAUGCCUAAGGUGAACGUACGCAAAGCUCCAGGCUCCCGGCAAGAAAAACAGCUUGCCAUUUUACUGGAACGACAAGCUCAAUUCAAACAAGCGGCAAUAGAGGCCAAGAAAAAUGGGGACUUGGAAGUUGCCAAAGAACAUUUACGGAAUAUCAAAGGAUUGCAACCGCUAAUUGAAGCUUCGAACUGUGGUCUCCCAAUUGACAUGAGCACAGUACCUCUACCACCAAACGCAAAAGAGGAAAUCGAAGCCGGUUUUGAUAUCGUUUCUGUAGCUGAGAGUUUAACAGGAUCAGAUAUUGAGAUUUUUCAAAAAUUGCAGGAAGACUUGAAAGAGCAGAUGAAAAUGUGUAUGCGAACACGUGAUCAUUACAAGGCUGUGGGUGAUGUAGGAAGUGCCAAUAAAUUUGAACAAUUAGCAUUACAUUCAAAGAAGGACUUGGAUGUGGUGCGAGCCUGUGAGAAGCGUGAUACUCUACCUAAAUUUCAUUAUGAAAAUAGGACAUUUACAAUACUACAGUGUAAUACUGAUCUAAUGGAUAAUGAUUUAGAAGUAACUAUUGUUCAAGGAACUAAUUUUAAUGUAGCAAAACCUAAAGAUGUAGAUACUUAUGUGAAGUUAGAAUUUCCAUGGCCAACAGAAGAACCAGUAAGGAAAAAAACUGCUGUGAUUUACGAUACCAAUAGUCCUAAGUAUGAUGCUGUGUUUACAUUUCCUAUUCAGAGGAAUGUCCGUGCUUGCCAGCGAGUUUUCAAAAGGCAUGCCCUUAAAUGUGAAGUUUAUUCUCGAGGCUGUGAGUGGUUUUCAUGUUGCAGGAGUUUUCUUUUUGGGCUCGCUGGAACGGACACACUCAUUGGAACAGCUAUGGUCAAACUUCAACCAUUGGAAGAUAAAUGCACUCUUCAUGAAGCAUAUGAUUUAAUGAAUGGACGGAAAACUGUUGGCGGUAAAUUAGAAGUUAAAAUUCGCAUACGCAACCCGAUUGUGAAUAAGCAUCUGGAGCAAGUACAAGAAAAAUGGCUUGUGAUACAUGAAUAAUGUUAAAAGAUGUACAUUUCCUGACAUCCAUUUCCUCAGGAAUUUAAGGACAGCAAAUAACUAUUUUGCAUUUAUGAAGUAGGUAUUUGUUGUUCCAUUUUCCUCUUUCACUCUCUCUCAACUAUUUUCACAUUUUCAGAGUUAUUUAUCAUGCAGAAUGUAACACAAUGACCUUUAAGUAGUUUUCCUGGAAAAAAAAUCUCCAUGCUCAAGGAAGGUGAACUUUUUAGAAGCUCAAAGCUGUUGGCUUAUUUCUGUUUGAAAAAUGUUAGUUACCCAAGUGAUAUACUUUCACCCGGUUUUUAGAGAAUAACUCUGAAAAGUAGCAGUCAGUCUCUGAAAGAUAUGUCUUCAAAUUUUUUAUUCAUUUCUAUUUUUGCACCAUAAAAUUAUGUCCAAAUAGAAUCAACUUCAGUAUGAAAAAGGAUCGAGAGGAGCCAAAAGUUUUAUUUUUUGACAAUUAUUUGCGCUAAAUUCUACUUAAGCUUAAGUUUGUUUCCAUUUUGUAGUGUGUAAUCGUGCAACCGGCUUAUUAUUACCAUUAGUAAUGUAUCAUUUGCUUAAUCGAGUUUCUCUACCUCCAAUCAAUUUCUUUUUUUAACUUUAAAGUUCUAUUUCGCACUUGAAUUUUGUGAGCUGGGCUGUGUACUUCCUUUGCAUGUGACAUAUACGAUCUUUCUUUUUAUCUUCUCCAAAAAUUUCUAAAUAUUUGCUGCGUCUCAUAUGGCUGGUCGCCACUUUUUAUUAUUUUUUGGUUGGUUAUGAAAUGAGGGUAUAUCAUUGAAUCAUUGUAGUGUUUGAGGUAUGAUUAUAUGAUGGGAAGAAAUAAGUUUGUCUUUAUUUUUAGAACUGCCAUCAGAUAAUUUACUAACAAUGUAUUUUCCCAAAAUCAAUCAAUUGUGGUCCUGCUUUUUUGUGAGUUCUUCAAUGAGACCGGUUUAGAAGCAAUGUGGGAGACGCUCUCAGCUUCAGAAAUGAAUGAAAUAGGCCUUCUUGACUGUAUUAAUGUUUUUUACUAUUAUUAAUUUCACAUGCAGUACUUUUUAUAGGAACAAAAAGGAUCUGCAUUUUAACAAUUUCAGCUUUUUUGCCAGUAAAGUGAAUGCAUCCUCAAAAAUGUGGAAAGUCAGAGAUGAACCCUGUGUAAUUACGGUAUCUCAAUUGUUUUCCUGUUAAAUUUUCCCAGCCUAUUGAAAGCAUUUCUCUCACUCGUGUAAUAAUACUGACAAUGAAUUGAAGAGUUCAACUUUAACUUUAAAACUUAACAAUCACCUAAACUAUGUUACCUUUUGGUAUUUGAGAAAAGUUUAAAGUUAUUUAAAACUCUCAGAAAAACAAGUUUCUGCUCUUCUCCUGUUUUUACUAUAAUUUUCAACUCA
Molecule: messenger RNA, 4049 nt
Organism: Bemisia tabaci
Lineage: Eukaryota; Metazoa; Arthropoda; Insecta; Hemiptera; Aleyrodidae
Gene: l(2)gd1
Product: lethal (2) giant discs 1
Molecular function (GO): DNA-binding transcription repressor activity, RNA polymerase II-specific
Source: RefSeq, a predicted model, not a curated record